AUGGCAUCAUCUUCUCAAAAGACAGAUACAUUAAUAAAGCAAUGUGAACAAUUAUCUCAAUUGGUCUCAAACUUUAACAAAAAAAUUGAAGAAACCAUUGCAACAGCAUCGAAUGACAUGAAUCACCUUCUCGCAUCAAUUAAACAAAAUAUUCAAGACACAACGAGCGCCGUAGUAACUGAUUUAAACGAAUGGGAGCAGUUGAAGAGGAAUUUAUCUAAAACACAACUUAAGGGUAAAGUACAGCUCGAUGUUGGUGGACGUUAUUUCUCAACCACAGUAGACACUUUGACGAAUGAGAAGGAUACAUUCUUUACGGCGUUGUUCUCAAAAAAUUGGCAACUAGAGAAAGACAACGAAGGACGAAUAUUCAUUGAUCGAAACGGCGAUUUAUUUGCGGACAUUUUGGAAUUCAUGAGAAGUCCAGAUGAAUUUAUAUUACCAGAAGACCGAUUACGUAGACGUUUGGUAAAUGAAGCUAAGUUCUAUAAAUUGAAGUCUUUUUUGGAGGUUUUAACAGAACCGGAAAGGAAAAUAGAAGAAGCAGCAGAACGAGAAAGACAAAUGAAAGCAGCAUUAUUUCCUGAUGAUACACUUUUAACGAUAGAACAAAUGCAAAAACUGAAUGAAUUUUAUGGCAAAGCCAAUCAAAUGUGGGCACUAAUAUAUAAAGCAACUAGAGAUGGUUUCGAUGGUCCUACUUUUCAUCGACUUUGUGACAAUCAAGGUGCAACUAUAGUGAUCAUUCGUUCAUCAGGUGGCUAUUUGUUUGGUGGUUAUGCAGCACAAAGUUGGAACUCAGCUGGAAGCUACAUUAAUGCCAUAAACUCAUUUCUUUUUCUGUUAACGAAUGCAAAUGGAAGUCAGCCAACAAAGUUUCCCUAUAAUAAUAAUGGUCAUGCUCUUCACGGCAACAAUGCAUACGGCCCAACAUUUGGUGGUGGUCAUGAUUUGCACAUAUGCAAUAACAGCAAUACCAUCAAUGGUAGUUAUUGUAAUAUUUCUCAUAGUUAUACAAAUCCUCUUGGGCUUGGUUCAGCGACUUUCACAGGCGCACGCAACUUUCAAACGACAGAAAUUGAAGUUUUCAAAUUAUCCGAAUGA
Rotaria socialis is the source of this 1104-nucleotide messenger RNA. Lineage: Eukaryota; Metazoa; Rotifera; Eurotatoria; Philodinida; Philodinidae. The record is from the annotation of a GenBank genome assembly.